Molecule: messenger RNA, 1146 nt
Organism: Hibiscus syriacus
Lineage: Eukaryota; Viridiplantae; Streptophyta; Magnoliopsida; Malvales; Malvaceae
Product: ATP-dependent Clp protease proteolytic subunit 2, mitochondrial-like
Exons: 2
Coding region: 117-860 (247 amino acids)
Biological process (GO): protein quality control for misfolded or incompletely synthesized proteins
Cellular component (GO): endopeptidase Clp complex
Molecular function (GO): serine-type endopeptidase activity; ATPase binding; ATP-dependent peptidase activity
Source: RefSeq, a predicted model, not a curated record
AGCAUUAGAUCUAUUCUUACAACCAAAGGGUUCAAAAUCCCUAGCCAUUUUAAUUUGGGCAUUGUUCCUUUCCCGUUUUACAAAGUCCCUAGCCAGAUUUCCUGUUAGAGGCAGCCAUGACGUUCCUAAUUCCAAGCACCAAACGCCUCAUUUCUUGCACCACAGCCGUCGCCCCCACGAUUUCCCGUUCCUACACCCGAAACUACAGCCUGAUACCGAUGGUGAUCGAACACUCUUCCCGCGGCGAGAGAGCUUACGACAUUUUCUCUCGUCUCCUCAAGGAAAGGAUCGUAUGCAUCAACGGAUCCAUCAACGACGACACCGCCCACGUCGUUGUCGCCCAGCUCCUCUUCCUCGAAUCCGAAAACCCAUCCAAACCUAUCCACAUGUACCUCAACUCCCCCGGCGGCCAAGUCACUGCAGGUCUUGCAAUUUAUGAUACGAUGCAGUACAUUAAGUCUCCGGUCAACACAAUCUGUUUGGGGCAAGCUGCAUCCAUGGGUUCUCUCCUUUUAGCUGCGGGAGCAAAGGGUGAAAGGCGGUCCCUCCCCAAUGCCACCAUCAUGGUUCACCAACCUUCUGGUGGAUACAGUGGCCAGGCUAAAGAUAUGACUAUCCACACUAAGCAGAUUGUUCGUGUUUGGGAUGCAUUGAAUGCUUUGUAUUCUAAGCAUACAGGCCAACCCAUUGAUGUAAUUCAGAAGCAUAUGGACAGGGAUUAUUUUAUGACUCCUGAAGAGGCUAAAGAUUUUGGGUUGAUUGAUGAAGUUAUUGAUCAAAGGCCAAUGGCUCUGGUCGCAGAUGCUGUUGGUAAUGAAACCAAAGAUAGCAGAGACAGCAACGUUAAAGGGUCCAAUUAGGAUUAGAGGCAGUAAGCUCUUUCUUGAUUAAUUGUUGCUAUUCUUCAUUCUCAUGGUUAUCUGUUUUUCUAGUUGUGGACUCAUUUGAUGCUUCUGGAAUUAAUUUUCGAGACUUCGGGAGCUUGCUAGCUAAUAUUUCAGUCGGUACAUUUUUUAAAUCAUAUGCAUAAAGUUUUGCCGGCAAAGGUUUUUAUUUGAGUAUCUUUUAGGGAUGUGGACUUGUGGAAAUGUAGACAUGAGCGGAUGUUACUUUCUAUAAUUGAUGCAUGGCUAAAUUCUUUAGCUA